AAAAUCGAAACUUCUCAGAAAAAGAAAAAGAAAAACUGCUAUGGAAAACAGAACGAACGAGAAAGCUUCAUCUUUGAGAUGGAAAAUACUUCGUCAAGCUCUUCUCUCUCACCCUUCUCCUUCAAGCCAAGAUGAACUAUCUCAAAGGGGUAUUAAGCGCAUUUCAAGAAGGACGAGUCAUGGAUUCAACUUGAUACCUUCUCAUGUAAUCGAAGAUGAACGUGGAUCAAACAAAUGCGAUGGUUCUUCCACUAGCACCAGGGAUGCCCGUGUUUGUUACACUUUACCCAUUCCUGGCGCUCCACAACUGUUUUUGACACAAAGAGUGGACAACCGUGCCGACCUCAGUGAUUUUGAGAUUUGUGACAGAUACAACAUUGACAACACUGGGCUUGUCUGUAAUUGGCCAUCAGAAGAUGUUCUUGCUCAUUAUUGCUUGUCACAUGCAGAUAUAUUCAGGUCUAAAAAAGUUAUUGAGCUUGGUUCUGGCUACGGCUUGGCUGGAUUUGUAAUUGCAGCUGUUACUGAGGCAUCAGAGGUUGUAAUGUCAGAUGGAAAUCCACAAGUAGUUGAUUAUACUCAGCGUAACAUUGAGGCCAACUCUGGAGCAUUUGGGGACACAAUUGUGAAGUCUAUGAUGCUUCACUGGAAUCAGGAAGAUACUUUUAAAGAUGCUGACACUUUUGAUAUCAUUGUUGCAAGUGAUUGCACUUUCUUUAAGGAUUUUCACCGAGGCCUUGCUCGUAUUGUCAAACACUUAUUAUCAAAAGCAGGAUCUUCUGAGGCUAUAUUUUUGUGCCCUAAAAGAGGCAACUCAUUGGACCUGUUCUUGGAAGUGGCUGAAGAAAAUAGCUUGCAUUUCAGUGUAACAGAGAACUAUGACAAAGAUGUUUGGAAACGUCAUGAGGGAUUCUUAAAUGGAGAAGAUAGGGACUGUUGGCCCAGUUAUGAGAAAGGUCACUGCUAUCCACUCUUAAUCAGAAUUACCCUUUGAACUUGCUUUCAGAUAUUCUGCCUGGGGCCUUCUUCCACCGUUGGUUGACACAUGUUAGAAAGAGAUAAAGUGCAAAUCUAUUCCUCUAACUCUGGAAAUGCCCGAGUAUAGACACUAACCAAUGGCACGCUUUCAUUGCACAAAAUAUUGUUUUGUUGGGGUCACAUCUUCAGCAGACAGCACUAUUCUCAGCCAAGAAGGCUCAAAUGAAUAUGAAGCGUAUGCGGUGAUUCACCUCAAGUGAAUAUUAAAAUUUCGGUCCCAAAAGUACUGCAGAUUAUUUAAACUUUUUUUCUUAUCCACUUGGUCUUUGCAACCUGAAAAAAAGAAAAAGGUAAAGAAGAAAGUAAUUAGCAGUUUUGCGUGUGGUAGAUUAUUAAAAUAGCAGGUUAGAUGAAUCAUGUGUGGAUUUAUUAUGGUUUUAUAAUUGUGAUGGGAUCUUGCAUAUGCUACUGGUUUCUGCAUUGCAACUUUUGACAGAAAAAGGUUCCUUAUCUAAGUUAUCUUUGUUGAAGCAUCAAAGUUACGAGACUAUAAAGCUUUCAGAAGAGCAGUCCAUCGAGUAAACAAAGCAACUCCACCAUGGGAUGAAGCUAGCAAUUGAUUCAAUUAAACUAGAAUUUAAUGCAAGUGGAGGAUUCUUGCUUGCUUUUUCCUUGUAAGUAACAGUAAUGGGGUGUGCUGUCUUUGCGGUGAGAGAUUAUUCAUAGACUUGACUCGGGAGUCUUAGCUAUUACGGAAGCAACUAUUAAUAUUAAUUUCCACAUAUUGCUUUGUUGAUUGGACUCGUCUAAAUGUCCCCUUGUUGUACCCUUGCGGAUGAUAUUGCGAUCCCUAGUG
Gastrolobium bilobum is the source of this 1834-nucleotide messenger RNA. Its product is annotated as calmodulin-lysine N-methyltransferase. The record is from RefSeq and is a predicted model, not a curated record. Gene Ontology annotation, molecular function: calmodulin-lysine N-methyltransferase activity. The transcript has 7 exons. Gene Ontology annotation, cellular component: cytoplasm. The coding region runs from base 41 to 994 and encodes 317 amino acids. NCBI's taxonomy places the organism in Eukaryota, Viridiplantae, Streptophyta, Magnoliopsida, Fabales, Fabaceae.